AUUCGUCACUAUUGUAACAGCGAUCUGGGCGAGACGAUCACUAUGCCGCAAUUCAACGUAUUCGUGCCAAAGACUCACGAACUAGGCGUUAUCAUUUUAGAUCGCCCACAAAAUCCAAAGUGUGAAUCGGUGCGUGUACGCGUGUCGUCGGGCGGCACUCCGUGGCCGAUGCAGCAUCAGGCCAACACUAUGGAACCGCUUCAUGAAUACGAGAAUGUUGAGGAUUAUCCACGGAAGAGAAUCAAAUUUGUGCAUUAUUCAACUGGGGCGACGAACGUCACCUAUCAGCAGCACAAGACUGGUCGUGAAGAAAGAGCCGCUGUUCUGGGAAAACAUGACGGAUUUCGUGGAUGCACAAUUUGGUUCACCGGUCUGUCCGGAGCUGGAAAGACGACGAUUGCGUUUGCCGUCGAGAAGAUUCUGACGCAG
Ostertagia ostertagi is the source of this 429-nucleotide messenger RNA. The record is from the annotation of a GenBank genome assembly. Lineage: Eukaryota; Metazoa; Nematoda; Chromadorea; Rhabditida; Trichostrongylidae.